AUGCUCAAAGAAUGGAUUCGAAACCCCAACCUCGCGGAUAUGGUUGUAGAGGAACGGUACACGUCCUGGGUUGAGUCCCUGCGGACUGACCGAUAUGUGACAGUAUCGGAACUCCAACUUGAGAAGAUCUAUGGAACGAGCAAAGAAGCUCUCGCCUUUAUUGCUGAAGUGUUGCGUGGCCAGACAGGUGUGCCGCACCCGCAGGCACCAUCGAUCAAGAAAGCCCGUCUUUACAAGGUGCUCAAGGAGAUUAUUGAAGACACCAGCAAAGGUCAGCGUGGUGCAUCAGAGGUGUCUCUCAGUGGCCGAGUAAAGGAUGGUGCAGCUAAAGCAUUGCUGCAGAAACAACUCGGGGGUCUUGGAGCAAACAUCGGUGAGUUUAUGGACUUGAAGACGGGGGCCAUCAAAGCAAAAAAACCGAAGAAGGAGAAACCACCUGAACAGGAAGCCAUUGCUGAACUCAAGAAGGUGGAAAAAAAGUGGAAGGAUUUGUUGAAUGGCCUCGAGAAGGUCAUUUCUGAAUUGGCCGAGUACAAAGUACGGAAUGCCAGUGAGCUUGUGGAUCCGGCUGCGAUUCUUCUUCUCAUCGAAGCGGAGAAGGAACUUAUCCAGCCGAUCGAUACCGAUGUAAAAGAUGGCAAACGCCGUGUUUCGCUAGAGGACUUGCAGUACUGGGUGCCACUAGUGGUUCAUGGGGACGAUGCUGAAGCACAUCGACGGAGAUCCUUUUGUGUUGUGACACUGGCGUCUGCUGUGUGCUAUGGGAGCCAGUUUAACACACGGUACUUGCUGUAUGCGAUCGAUAAUGCGCAGGCUUGCCAAGAAAGCUACAUGACUCUAGACAUGUGGCUGAUGUGGUCCUUGAUCGAACUCCAGGAAGGCCGCUACAUGUCAGUUGACCCCUGGCAGAACCCAAUCACGCGACCUCAGGGUCCAGUGGCUGGUCCAUACAAAGGAGUGCUUGUCAAUCUGAAAGGUGACGAGAAAUUCUUGCAGCGCACCCUUCGCUUGCAGACCAGUUGGGUCUCGGAGAAUGUAUGUGCCUUGUGUAGGGCAAGCAAAUCAGGUCCGAUGGUGUAUACCACCUUUGGUGUCAAUGCCCCGCACAGAACUACAAAGCUGGACACGUCUGAGUUCAUCAUGGAGGCAGUGAAGCCAAACCCAUGGGUGAUGCUGCCCGGGUUUCACAUCGACCUGAUAAACUUUGAUUGGCUGCAUGUGGUGGACCUUACGUUAGCUCCAGAAUGUGCCGCAAGUGCAUUGGUGGAGUUAACACAAACGGAUGAGAUCUGGCCUGGAGACACGCCAGAUGAACGACUGCGUUUGGCGUAUGUGGACUUUGUGCGCGAGUGCAAGAUUCACGGUGUGCGUAACAGAGGUGAAAUCUUUAGCUUGAAAGCUUUGUAUCCUCUUGGCCGGCACCAGUUUCCAACCCUUGUCCAGCGUCACUUCAACGGCAGUGAAAGCGCGAUCCUCUGUCGAUUUCUUAAAGGCAUUUGUCUUGCUGUUGCGGCCUCUCGACCAAAUGAUGAGCAUGCUGCGUUGAGGGCUGCACUAUUCAUCAACUUAGUCGGCAUGAGACAGGCGAUAUCACUGCAGCAAUCUCGAAUAGUCCUUCCUGCGCAGAACUUGCAAGCGUUGCAAUCGUAUGCGUUUCUAUUUUCAAGUGCGCUGAACAGUUUGGCAAGUGAAUCGAUAGCUUCUGGCAUUCUCUUAUGGAAAAUCAGACCUAAAUUCCACAAGUUCCUCGUCAUGUCUGGCAAAUGGUUUCUUCGGAAUGUACAUUUGAGAAUUGAUAACUGUUAUACGAAUGCUGUGUGUCUGUGUGAAUGUCAUUGCACUCAGGCUGCAACACAUCGUUCUCGACAGCGCGCCACAUAUGCAAGUGCUGCAGUGCUCCACCUAUUUAGACGAAGAUAUGGUGGGGCGAGUGAAGCAGUUUGCUUUACGCAGCCACCCAAAGGGAAUGGGCAGGCAAAUCUUGCUUCGCUAUGCUGCGUACGUUUGCUGUUCUUGGCUGAGAUCAUUAGGAGGCUGAUUCUUUAA
Durusdinium trenchii is the source of this 2046-nucleotide messenger RNA. Lineage: Eukaryota; Dinophyceae; Suessiales; Symbiodiniaceae. The record is from the annotation of a GenBank genome assembly.